AUGACGGUAAGUGUUAAAUGUUCUUUCUUUCGAAAAUAUUUAGUUCUUAUAUCAUUCAUAUCGAAGAGUGAAGGUAUGUGUCAACUCUAUUAUAUUACCUCAAUAUUCAUAAUAUUAUUCAGAUUGAAUGUAUGUGUUAAAUUUACUUGUUUUAUUACCUCGAUGUUUAUUUUAUCGUUCGGAGUGAAGAUGAAGGUAUGUGCCAAUUUUACACCAUUUUAUUUAGGACAUUUGGUCCUCAAUAUUCUUUCUAUUGUUCAGAGUGAAGGACAUGACUAUAGUACCUCACAAUAUUUUAUCAAUCAGAGUAAAGAUCAAGCAAAGGUAUGUGCCAAUUUUACUAUAUUUCGAGGACGUGACUGUAGUACUUCAAUAUAUGUAUUAUCAUUCACAGUAAAGAAUGAAGGUAUGUAUCAAUUUUACACCAUUUCUAGGACAUUUUGUACCUAUUAUUAUCCAUAUUAUUAUUCAGAAGGAAGGGCAUUAAGUACCUCAAUAUCGAUAUUAUUAUUCAGAGUAAAGGCUAUUUCGUACCUCAAUAUCGAUAUUAUCAUUGAGAUCAAACACAGUAACGUAAGUAUCAAAAUCGAUUUAUAUUUAGGACAUUUAGCAACUAUGUUUUUAGUCGGGGUAAAGGACAUUAAGUACCUCAUUAUGCAUUUUAUUGAGAGCAAGCUUAGACUGAAGGUAUGUGCUGAAUUUAUUCUACUUCUAACAUACUUAGUACCUCAAGACCCAAAUUAUUAUUCAGUAGGAGAGAGUAUAUCAAAAUUAUUUUAUAUCUUGAACAUUGGAACACCAUUAUUUAUAUUUCUGUUUAAAGUAAAGUAUACGAAACAGUUAUGUCUGGAGAACUUAUUUUUCAGUAUUAUCGAAAUACAGUAUCAUACACUAACAGUAUCAUACACUAAGGUAUGUGGAUGUAACUUUCAUUUCAGUAUCAUACAGUAUCAUACACGUAAGUAUCAUACACGUAAGGUAUGUAAAGAAAACUUUUAUUUCAGUAUCAUGAACGUAAGAAGUGAAGGUUUGUCGUAUUUAGUACCAUUUUUGCUAGAAGUGAAGAAGUGUGGUGUCUGCUUUAUUACCGAUUUAAUAGAAGUAAAGGUAUGUCAAAAUCACCACAUAUUUACUAGAAGUGAAGCUUUUUACAAGGGUAUGUCAAAAUCUACUUUUUAUUUACUAAAAAUGAAGAUAGAACUAGAUGUUAAUGUAAGGUAUGUUUACAUUUUUCAAAUUACUAUCUAUUUACUAGAAGUGAAGUAUUUUACUAAAUAUAAACUAGAUGAUAAAGUAAGUAAGGUAUGUUUACAAUACCAUUAUUUUACUAAAUAUAAACUAGAUGAUAAAGUAAGUAAGUAUUCUACUAGAUAUAAACUAUAUGAUAAAGUAAGAUAUAAACUAGAUGAUAAAUUUUCUACUAGAUAUAAACUAGAUGAUAAAUAUUUUACUAGAUAUAAACUAGAUGAUAAAGAAAGAUAUAAACUAGAUGCUGAAGUAAGUAAGGUGUCGGAUAUUUACCAGAUACGUGGAUAUUUUCAAGAAGUGUAUGAUAAGCCAACGUGGGGUUUCUUUAAACAAACCUAUACAAAGGCAGCACACAUCAUCAUACCGAAAUAA
Molecule: messenger RNA, 1620 nt
Organism: Lottia gigantea (owl limpet)
Lineage: Eukaryota; Metazoa; Mollusca; Gastropoda; Lottiidae
Exons: 31
Coding region: 1-1620 (539 amino acids)
Source: RefSeq, a predicted model, not a curated record